UUUCCUUUCAUCCUGCUUCAUUUUCUCGUGUCCUCAGCUAACUGAACAGUUGACUCCAACUCGAACCGAAUAAACAUCUAGCCUUGUCUCGAAAAGCACUCGUCGCUAUGGCGAACGUGCCCGGCAAGCCCGGCCUGGGGGCUCAAGGAGACCCUGCGCUGGACAAGCCAGCUUUGCUAACGGAUAUGUGUAAAAAUGUUGACUUGCCUCUUGCGGCUUUCAACUUGAAUCAUCUGUACUCUGUCCCUGUGGCCACCGUCCCUCGUCCCGGCUUCAACCAGACUGGCAAAGAGAUCGAAGUGCUUCUCAAUGCGUUUGCCAUUACCAAGUUCCCUAGCAGAAUCGUCUACCAGUACGAUGUGCACAUUGGCAAUGGCGUUGAAAAGAAUGCCGUGAUCCAGAAGGUUUGGAACUCGAAGAUUCGCAAGAACAAUCUGAAGAGUGUCAUCUUCGAUGGCAAUAAGUUGGCCUGGUCCAUGAACAAUUACGAAAAGGAAUUCAACGCCCUCGUUGAUUUGGAUGCUGAACAGGGUCGUCCUCCCAGCACCAAAACCAACAACACUUUCCGGAUCUUGGUUCGCAAGACCAAGCAGGUCAACUUGGCUGUGCUUACCGCUUGGCUCAAUGGCAAAAUUUCCAUGAACGAACCUGUUUUGGAGGCUUUGAAUUUCUUUGAUCAUGUCCUUCGCGAAUGGCCAAGCACGAAGUUUCUUGCCAUCAAGCGUUCCUUCUUCGAUGAGCAGGGUGACAACAAGGAUCUCGGAAACGGCGUUUUGGCCUUUAAGGGUGUCUACCAGGCGAUUCGGUCGGCUCUGCCUGGCCGACUUGUGGUUAACAUCGAUGUGUCGAAUACCUGCUUUUGGGCUCGCACUUCUUUCAUGGGUGCUGCCAUGGCCGUUUUGGACUGCCGUGACCUGCAACAUCUGAUUCACCUCACCAAGCCUAUUUCCGAUGGUCAUGGUGGACUUACUGAGUCGAACGGUUUUUACGAAGUCCACAAGCGCCUGCGCAAGCUACAGGUUCAACCCCAUUACCGUGGCUGCCCCGUUCUCGGCACCAACUUCAUUGUCAAGGGCCUGCUCAAUGCGAGCGCUCGCACUUACACCAUUGACAUCAAGGACCGUGCAACCGGUACCACCAAGACAAUGACCGUUGAGGCAUACUUCAAGUCGAAGUACAACGUGAUUUUGGAUUACUGGGAACUUCCUAUGGUUGAGAUGACCAAGAAGAAUGUCGUUUACCCGAUGGAAGUUUUGACUAUUCACGGCCUGCACAAGUAUCCCUGGAAGCUCAACGAAUGGCAAACGUCACACAUGAUCAAAUAUGCGGCUUCUCGUCCUGCUGAGCGGCUGCAAUCCGUUCAAAAGUCCAAGGCCAUGCUUGAUCACUCGAACGAUCCUGUUCUCCAGGCCUUUGGACUCCAGGUUGAUCAGAACAUGAUUCGUACCAAGGCUCGACUCCUCCCUAAUCCGGAGAUCCAGUUUGGCGGAGGCGCGAAGCUCAAUCCAGGUACCAAUGGUCGUUGGGAUCUCCGUGGCAAGAAAUUCUUGCAGCCCAACAAGCGGCCCUUGGAGUCUUGGGGUAUCGGUUACUUCCCCGGCAAGCGUAAUGCUAUCAAUCGCACCCAGGUUGAAACUUUCUGCGACGGUUUCAUGAAGGGUUAUGCUGGCCAUGGUGGCAAUGUUGCGAAGCGCCCUGUGAUUGUUGAGCUCAAGGAGGACAUUGGUGACGCGAUCAAGACCCUCUACAACGCGACUGGGGUCAAGUUCCAGAAGGACCCUCAGCUCCUGUUGAUCGUCGUGCCCGACAAGAACUCCUUUACUUAUCUUCGGAUUAAGAAGUCUUGCGACUGCCGCUGGGGUGUGCCUUCUCAGGUUCUUCAAUCUGCUCAUGUUUCCAAGGCGAACCCGCAGUACAUUUCCAACGUUCUCAUGAAGGUCAAUGCGAAGUUGGGAGGCACCACGGCUCGCGCUAUUCCCAAGGUUCCUGAAGCGGCUCUCCGACCUCAUUCCAUGAUCAUCGGUGCUGACGUCUCUCACCCGCACAUGGGAGUUUGGUCCCCUUCGAUGGCUGCCAUGACCGUCUGCAUGGAUACUUUCGGUGGUCGAUACUGGGGAGCCUGUGAGGCCAAUGGUGAUCGUGUCGAGAUCAUCAACCGUUCCAACAUCGAAGUCAUCCUACUCCCUCUCGUUCGUGAAUGGAUGUCCACCGUUGGACAGGGUCGUGCUCCAGACCACGUAUAUUACUUCCGGGAUGGUGUCUCCUCCGGCCAAUUUCAGCACGUUCUCGAAAAGGAGGUUCUCGACAUGCGUUCCAUUUUCAUGCAGCUCACUCAGGAUCAGUGGAAGGGCAAAUUUACUGUGGUUGUUGCCAACAAACGCCACCAUCUCCGAGCCUUUCCUAAGCCCGGUGACCGUAACUCGGCUGAUCGCAAUGGCAACCCUCUGCCCGGUACUUUGAUCUCCAGGGAUGUGACCAGCCCUCAUGACUGGGACUUUCUGCUCUAUUCGCACAUCGCCCUUCAGGGAACAUCUCGUCCUGUCCAUUACCAUGUCAUCCUCGACCAGAUCGGACACAAGGCUCAGGAGCUUGAAAAUAUGAUCUACGAUCAUUGCUAUCAGUACAUGCGGUCCACUACAUCGGUUUCUUUGUUCCCGGCUGUUUAUUACGCUCAUUUGGUUGCCACCCGUGCCCGUCACCACGAAGAUGUCCCUGCUAGUUCUGGACCUCAGAGUGGACCUGAGGUGAAGCUCACCAACCCGAAGCCGAAGAACCGACCCGUUGAUCCCCGUCUCCUUCCCAUGCACGGUACUUCGAACAGAUUGCCCUUUGGCAUGUGGUACAUCUAAACUGGCGUGCAAAGCCCCCGUUCGAACGCUGGCGUCCUGGCAGGUCCUACGCCUUUAGCGCGAGCCUCCGGUACAUUGCUUUCUAUUUUUUUUUUCAACGUGAACACGACUACAGACACUCGACGAAUUUCACGAUGCUGUGUUAUUCUCUUCUCGAGGGGGGAUUUUCGCUUCGUCUCAGGGUUGAGGGCCUGGUUGCAGUCCAGAUAAUGUUCUAGUUGGAGGAGCUAAAUCUGUCGGCACCGACCGGACUCUUGAGGAGAACUGGAUGGAGCUGAUGAUAUGGCAUCUCAGACAGGAGCCGUCGUACUUAAAGUAGUUAUCGGAUAGCAUUUUGGCCAAUAUUCCCUUAGGUAUUCGAAC
This is a messenger RNA of Penicilliopsis zonata CBS 506.65, 3212 nucleotides long. RefSeq lists its product as hypothetical. NCBI's taxonomy places the organism in Eukaryota, Fungi, Ascomycota, Eurotiomycetes, Eurotiales, Aspergillaceae. Gene Ontology annotation, molecular function: protein binding; RNA binding. Bases 108 to 2849 code for a protein of 913 amino acids. The record is from RefSeq and is a predicted model, not a curated record. The transcript has 7 exons.